AACAACAACAAAAACCAAACCCAAGUGAAAGACAACACGACAACGAACAACAAUAAUUUAUAUAUAUGGGCCCAGCUCCCAGCCAACAAAAAAAAAAAAAGAAAAGUCACUUUUUUUUUUUAUUGUAAUUUUAUGUGAAGAAAAGAACACUUUUUUCUUCCCCAUUUUUUUUGUGUGUGCAAGAGCGUAGCCAUUUGCGCGCAACCUUAAUAUCAUAAAAACUUUUAUAAAAACUAAUUUAUAACAAUUAAAACACCACCAACGAACCUCCAUAAACUUGCUAAUUUAAAAUAAACAAAAAAAAAAACCUGCAGAAAAACGUAAUUUUUCCCCCAUGAAAUUUAACAUUUUUCAAUUCGCAGUCGAUAGAAGAAAAAUAUAAGAAAGAAAAAAAAAAAAAGUUUCUCCACGUCGUCGUCGAGUCGAACGACACAAAAACGCCAUUCGAAUGUGCAAAAUUUAUCCAAAAAAAAAAGUGUUGUUGAAAAUUUAUUAAUUAUAAUUUUUUACGAAAGAUAAAUUCGAGCCCAAUCAGCUGGUUUUUUUUUUUUUGGCUGGUUUGCUUGUUCGUUGGGGACGGCGCAACUCGUCUUCUUUUUUAGUGAUUAGCUAGCUUUUUCCAUUCGUAUAACAGAGCAAAAAAAAAAUACCUUUAGUCAAAUCGAAAAAAAAAAACAAGAAAACUUCCGGGGAAAAACAGAAAAUAUAAAAAAGUUGAUCGAAAAAGGAAAUAAAUUUUAUUUUCUAUAUAAUAUAUAAAAAAAAACAAAGCGAAUUCAGAAAAAAAAUAAAAAAAACACCAUCAUCAUUGUGCGGCGAAAUAGUUGUGACUUUUGUGAGCGAGCUGUCGCUGUCGUCUUUUUUGUUGCUGCUGUUGCCUGCUGCUGUCAGUUUCAGAUUCUGUCACGGUUCGUGCUGUCAAGAAUUUAAAGAAAUAAAAAAUUGAAUGUUCCAUUAAAAUUUCCUUGGAUAAGGUUUUCCACGAAAAACAAGGUGAGUUCAUAAGGAUACAAAUAAUAUGGUUUAGAACCGCCAAAACAAAAUGCAGUAUGAUAAUCAUGGCAGAAGCUAGUGGUGAUUACAAUUCUAGUUUAACCGGACUCCAAACCAACUGCGAUGGCAACACUGACAUGAUGCGCUCACGACGGCGACGCCAUUCGUCACGUUUCUCUUGUCUAAAAUGCUGCGGCGACUUUAUAAAUUACCUGAUCCGACUUCGUGUCAGUCCCGAAGAAAUGGAACAACGCCAUAUAUCUAAUGAAAUAGAUAAAUUCCUCGAAAAGGACAAGAGUGCAUUUCGCCGUCAAGUUAAACUCCUUCUCCUCGGUGCAGGCGAAUCGGGAAAAUCGACAUUUCUAAAACAAAUGCGAAUAAUUCACGGCGUCAAAUUCGAACCGGAAUUGGUUCGAGAAUAUCAAUUUAUAAUAUACCAAAAUAUAGUUAAGGGAAUGCAAGUUCUGAUCGAUGCCCGGGAAAAACUUGAAAUCCCAUGGGAGAAUGCAACAUCAGAAAAAGAUGCAUACUAUGCUAAUUUAAUGCAAUGCCAAAGUCUCGAUGUGAAAUUAUUUCGACAAAAUGCUUCAAUUAUUGAAAAACUAUGGCAUGAUCGAGCCAUACGACGUGCCUAUGAACGGCGCAACGAAUUCCAAAUCAGUGAUUCUGUCAGUUAUUUUUUAAAUGAUAUCGAACGAAUAGCUGAACUUGAUUAUGUGCCUACAUACAAAGAUAUCCUGCAUUGUCGAAAAGCAACCAAAGGCGUCUACGAACUCUGCAUUCGAAUACAAAACAUUCCGUUUGUGUUUGUCGAUGUGGGCGGACAACGGACCCAACGUCAAAAAUGGACAAAAUGCUUUGACUGUUCGGUGACGUCGAUAAUAUUCCUAGCUUCAAGUUCGGAAUUCGAUCAGGUACUGGCCGAAGAUCGAAAAACGAACCGAUUGGAAGAAUCGAAGAAUAUCUUUGAUACCAUUGUAAAUAAUACAACAUUUAAGAAUAUCUCAAUAAUAUUGUUCUUAAAUAAGAAAGAUCUAUUGGAACAGAAAGUGCGUGACACUGAGACUGACAUUCGCUGGUAUUAUCCACAAUUUGCUGGUAAUUCACAUUCGGUGGUAGAUGUGCAGAAUUUCAUAUUGCAAUUGUUUAUGAAUGUUCAUACGGGCAAUCAUACCCGCACAUAUCACCAUUUUACCAAUGCAGUUAGUACAAGAAACAUUGAACUUGUGUUUCAAUCAGUCAAAGAUAUUAUCCUGCAGCGAAACCUGAAUGCCUUGAUGCUGCAGUAGUCAUUCCACAAAUGUGUGUGUUUUUUUUUAGUAAUAACAGAAAAUAAAAAAAAAAAAAACAAAAUAGAGAAAAAGGAAUAAAGAUUCAUCAACUUUUUAUGUAUUACUGCCAAAUAUGAUUUUGUUUAAAUAAAUAUUCAGCAAUUCAGCAACGAACCACACACCACUAGCUAAGCAGCAAUAAGAGACGCAUAAGCCGCACAAAUACAGCAGAAAUUUGUUUAAAAGUACCACGACGAGAGAGAAAUCUCCCCCAUGCAAUACAACGAAAUUUAAAUUGCCGAAAUUCGAACGAAGAGACUCAUUUAUUUUGUCAUGGAGAAAUGAGAAAGACAAAUUAAAAAUCAAUGGAAAUCGAAAUAUCGUUGGUGUAAACAAAAUACAUAAUUUUUGUUUUAAGAAAACUCCUUCAUACUCGAAUAAAUAUAAAAAAUAUAAAAAAAAUAUUAAAAAUUAUUAUCAGAAACACCAAAAUAAAGUGAAAAGUGGAAGACUGACGCAAAAUAGCGCUUUUGAUAUUUAUACAAAAAAAUCAAAAUAAAAAACCAACUCGAAAACCCCGUUUUUUGGAACCAUGGUGUGCAAAACUUAUGUCUCUAUUCUUUUGUUUAUUUAGUUUUUCUCCUCAUAAUCAUUAUAAAUGUAAUUUUUGUAUGUUUUUUUUUUUAACAUUCACCAUGAAAAAAUAGGUUCCACAACUUGCUUUGCUCCACUGCCUUAUCUGCAGUUAAAAAGUUUUGUUAAUUUAUUUCUUUUUCUGUUGUUGUAGAAUGAAAAAUUUAAAAAAAUUGAAAAAAAAACAAACAUAUAAGAAUAA
Messenger RNA from Episyrphus balteatus (marmalade hoverfly), 3099 nucleotides. It is a transcript of the gene cta, whose product is annotated as guanine nucleotide-binding protein subunit alpha homolog. Gene Ontology annotation, molecular function: GTPase activity; G-protein beta/gamma-subunit complex binding; guanyl nucleotide binding. Gene Ontology annotation, cellular component: brush border membrane; heterotrimeric G-protein complex. NCBI's taxonomy places the organism in Eukaryota, Metazoa, Arthropoda, Insecta, Diptera, Syrphidae. The transcript has 5 exons. The coding region runs from base 1050 to 2282 and encodes 410 amino acids. Gene Ontology annotation, biological process: Rho protein signal transduction; adenylate cyclase-modulating G protein-coupled receptor signaling pathway. The record is from RefSeq and is a predicted model, not a curated record.